AUGAAACUGCACGUGAACACGUUUGGUUCCGCUGUUUUGCGUGAAAACAAAGACACGGCACGCUUAGAAUAUUCUCGGACAUCUGAAGAGAGUACAUCAUCACAUCUUAGAUCUUCAGCCUCGUCCACAGCUACGCCGAUUGCGACCCAAGAGUACAGAUCGACUGAGACUGAACCCAUGAACGAUAUAGAAGAAAAGUUUUCUUGGAACGAGGAAGAGGCUGACUACGUGAAGGAUAUCACAGAAGGCACGUUAUCUGGGAACGAGGAUGAUAACUUGGGAACCUUCACCGAUAUUUAUGAAAGAGAAUACAGUAAUACAUGCACAAAGUACACGAGCAUUAGCGUCAGAAACGCGAGAGUAUACUGUCGUCGCCACCGUGGACCAAUAGUGUGCACUAUACAGGCAGUUCUCGUUCUAUCAUAUGCCGCUUAUUUCAUCUAUGCGUGCUACUACGACUUCAACAAUACGACAGAGCUCGUCGUCUUCACCAUCCUCACUCUCUUGUACUUGUUGUACGCCCUCUUGCGAGACAAAAAGGGGGAGGUGAUUUACGCGAAGUGCAUGGUUCCGAUUGGUGCUGUAAUAGACAGUCAUUGGAACAUUUUGAAGUGGGUUGUGUACGUACUGGUCUUUGGUGGGUUGACAAUAUUCAUACUCAUUGAUACGCGCUACGCUCGGCAACAAUUGAUGUCAGUUGUGGGUUUCUGUACCAUCCUUCUCUUUUGUUUCGUCUUCUCCAAAAAUCCAUCCAAAGUUCGAUGGCGUCCGGUUUUAUGGGGUGUAAUAAUCCAAUUUCUUCUUGGCGUGUUCAUACUACGUACAUAUGUUGGAUACGCAUUGUUUGAGUGGCUGAGUUACGCCAUCGCCUAUUUCUUCACUUUUGUUGACUAUGGUGCGGAGUUCGUCUUUGGGGAAGAUUUCGAAGAGCAUUAUUUUGCGUUUAAAGUGCUGCCAAUCAUCAUCUAUUUCAGUAGUGUCAUUAACAUACUCUACUACCUCGGUGUUAUACAAUUCACAGUAACUAAGAUAGCGUGGAUUAUACAAAAUACCAUGACGACUUCGGCCGCCGAGUCGUUUAAUGCUGCUGGUAAUAUAUUCAUUGGCCAGACGGAAUCAUUGUUAUUGGUGCGGUCGUUCCUCGCCGACAUGACUGUAUCCGAACUACAUGCUGUUAUGACAGGGGGUUUCUCAACGAUGUCCGCCGAUGCUCUUGGUGUGUACCCACCACUGGGGAUAGAAGCAGUGCAUAUUGUCGCGGCCUCUGUAAUGUCAGCGCCAGCAGCUCUUGGAAUAUCCAAACUUUUCUACCCGGAAAUGGAGAAAAUCAAGCACAUGAGUAAUGAUGAAGUCGCUGCAAAGAUGGAUAAAUCAGACGCCAUCAACGUGGUAGAUGCUGCCGCUAGCGGCGCUACAAUGGCCGUUUUGGUUGUCGGAUUCAUAGCCGCAAAUCUCAUUGCAUUCGUAUCAAUACUUGCACUCUGCAAUGGCUUCUUAGGGUGGUUUGGUGGAAUGGUUGGAGUGGAGGAUCUUACAUUUCAGUUAAUCUGUUCAUAUGUCUUUAUGCCGUUGGCGUUUUUGAUUGGCGUGGAAUGGGCGGAUUGUCACCUUGUAGCUGAACUCAUUGGAUUGAAGAUAUUUAUAAAUGAAUAUGUGGCAUACAUAAGACUGGCUGAAUUGAUUGAAAAUGGUGACAAUGGCGUGGAACCCUCAAUAUCGAAAACAUUAUCCGCGAUUGGAAUGGAUACAGUUCAGAGUUCACCGUUACGUCUUCUUGCCGAUAAAUACGCAGGCAAAUAUGGAAUAUUAAAACUUGAUAAAUAUAUCAACUUGUUCUAUUAUGACUUGAAAGUCUCGAUAAAGAACGGGGAGUGUGUCUUCUCACUGGUUCCUAAUCACAGAGCUAAGUGUUUCAAA
Messenger RNA from Saccoglossus kowalevskii, 1917 nucleotides. Its product is annotated as sodium/nucleoside cotransporter 1-like. NCBI's taxonomy places the organism in Eukaryota, Metazoa, Hemichordata, Enteropneusta, Harrimaniidae. The record is from RefSeq and is a predicted model, not a curated record. Gene Ontology annotation, cellular component: plasma membrane. Gene Ontology annotation, molecular function: nucleoside:sodium symporter activity. Gene Ontology annotation, biological process: nucleoside transmembrane transport.